AUGUCUGAAACCAACAAAGUAGAGAAUGGCUACCAAGGUGGUCCACCAGUUCAACGUGCAGUAACACCCGGUGGUCACGCUCAAGAUACUUCUCAACCCGCUUUCCCCGUUUAUCAUCGUAAAUUCGCAAAUCCUGCUCCUUUGGGUUUAUUGGCUUUCGCUGGUACAACUUUCAUGUUAAGUUUGUUCAACGUUAGUGCAAGAGGUGUUUCCAUUCCAAAUGCCGUCAUUGGUAUGGCUUUGGGUUACGGUGGUACAGCUCAAUUCAUUGCUGGUAUUUGGGAAUUCGCAAGUGGUAACACUUUUGGUGCAACAGCUUUCUGCUCUUAUGGUGCUUUCUGGUGGUCAUUUGCAAUCACUUUGAUCCCUUGGUUCAACGUUGAAGGUGCUUUUGACUCUAAAUAUGCUGCUGAAGGUACACACUACUUCGAUCAAGCUCUUGGUAUUUACCUUGCAUGCUGGUUCAUCUUCACAUUCAUUAUGCUUGCUGCCUCUUUCAAAUCUUCUUUGGCUUUGGUCUUGUUGUUCUUCUUCUUGGAUAUUACCUUCUUGCUCCUCUUCGUUGCUUACUUCACCGGUAAUGCCAAGGUUACAACUGCUGGAGGUGCAAUGGGUAUCGUCACAGCAGCCGUCGCAUUCUACACUGGUGCUGCAGGUCUUUUGAGCCCAGACACAAGUUACUUCUCCUUGCCCGUUUUGGACAUGUCCCGCAAGGAUUAA
Molecule: messenger RNA, 720 nt
Organism: Meira miltonrushii
Lineage: Eukaryota; Fungi; Basidiomycota; Exobasidiomycetes; Exobasidiales; Brachybasidiaceae
Product: putative FUN34-transmembrane protein
Exons: 2
Coding region: 1-720 (239 amino acids)
Cellular component (GO): plasma membrane
Molecular function (GO): acetate transmembrane transporter activity
Source: RefSeq, a predicted model, not a curated record